Polyodon spathula (Mississippi paddlefish) is the source of this 6065-nucleotide messenger RNA. RefSeq names its product multimerin-1-like. The record is from RefSeq and is a predicted model, not a curated record. NCBI's taxonomy places the organism in Eukaryota, Metazoa, Chordata, Actinopteri, Acipenseriformes, Polyodontidae. Bases 103 to 3501 code for a protein of 1132 amino acids. The transcript is spliced from 8 exons. Gene Ontology annotation, molecular function: calcium ion binding; protein binding; extracellular matrix constituent conferring elasticity.
UCAAGUGAAAGACUCUUACAAGUGCAGAGACUAGAACAACACACAAGGUCUUGGUCUGAACAGUUCUAAUUAGAUGUUUGGAAACAAAGUGGUCACCCAAAGAUGAAGUGGAUAGUACUUUCUUUUGUAUAUAUGUUAAGUGGGGUUUAUGGUUUUUUUCUCAAUAAUACUAAUAAUGGUACUGCAGAUGGGCAUAUACCUGUUGAUAACAGUAGCAUCAGCACAAAUAAUAUUACUGGCAAUAGCAUACGACUGAAAACAAAUUACUUUGAAGGACUAGUUAGAAGUAUAAAACUCCCUCAGCCAACAGUGAAGGCACCUGAAGAGGCAAAGGCAGAUGAAGCCACCACCAGAUUGAAACAUGCAAAGGAACAAGUGACAAUUCAGAAUGGAGCCAAGGGGGUGCCUAGUGGAAACAAACUUUCCAGACAGACCUACAGCAAGAUCAGCAUCAGCAAACCCAGCUUUGAGACGACAAGGGGAAAAAACUGGUGUGCAUAUGUCCACACAAGGCUCUCACCAACAGUAGUGAUGGACAAUGUGGAAUCAUAUGUGACCAUGUCCACAGACCCAUGUUCCUGGAACACUGGGGGUUGCCCGGUCAGAUAUCAGAUGAUGAAUCGCCCUGCCUAUCGAAUGAAACACAAAAUAGUCACCUCUUUAGAGUGGAAGUGCUGCCCUGGUUACAUUGGAUCCAAGUGCGAACCUAAAGCCCAGCAGUCACAGACCCCAGUAUCAGAGAGUCAAGCUGAGAGUGAUACCGCUGUUAGUGAAGGACCAGCUGCAGACCAGCAGACCACAGACCCAGCAUUGACUCAGAAGAUGACUGAUCAGAUAUACAGCCAGGAAAUGAAGCUCACAAUUUUGCAGAAGAAAAUUGAUAGCAUCUCCACUAACAUGAGUGACAUAAGAAGCAUGUUGUUCUCUUUGGAAGGAAAAAUUAAUGAAGAAAGGGGGAAAGAUCCACAGUCAACACUGAAAGAUUUUAAGACAAAGGGGAUCAGUGACCUUGUGAAGGAAAUUGUACAGGAGCAACUCAAAGUAUAUCAAGAUAGCACACAAGAGACCGUUGCCCAGUUAUUUAAGACUGUAUCAAUUUUGACUGAAGAGCUUGAGACCACAAAAGAAACAGUUCAUAGAUUAAAUAAAACAAUGUCUUCAGUAUCAACAAACUACAUGCCCCUUCUAAAAAAUAACAAUCAAACAAAGACUAAUAUCCAAAAUAUACAAAAUGGGAUGACAACUUUGAGAGAGGAAGUCUUCAGUACUUGUGAUAGUAUAACUAAGGAACUAAUAGAAAAACAAAAAUCUCUAGAAGAGGAAUUUGAACUUGAACGAGAAAAGAACAAUGUUUACUAUGAAACUAUAAACCACACCCUUUCUCAAAUGAGGGAGAUCCAUGAACAACUCCAGUCUGGAGAGCAACUUGAAAGCCCAACAGUCCCUCAGAACGAUAAUGUUACUGAACACGUUUCACUUCUGAGUGAGACUGUCAAAAAGCAAUCACUGGUAAUUCUACAGCUACACGAUGAAUUAUCUGCACAAAAUAUAAAGAUCAGCAAUCUUACACUUGCAGAUAGGCACCAGAGAGAGCUUGCAAAGACUACCUGUGAACUACAGAACCAGAUGGAGAAGAUGGAAGACCAUAUGAAUAUUUUAAAUAAAACUGUAUGCGACACCAUCAUGCCCAUGGAUGAUAUGUUCAGCGUGAUGGAAGAGAGGAUCAGUCAUAUGUCCUAUGAUCUUGAAGAACUCAAACCCUUUAUAGAAAAAGAGACAUUUCAAAAAGACGAUCCAAGUAGUGAGCUCAAUUCUGAACUUUUAACCAUGAAGAAACAAAUUGACAGCCUUAAAUCUACUGUAAACAAGCUGAAUUUGAAAACCCAGUACUUAAUGAAAAGCCAAGAUGAACUUGGCAAUCUAACCAGAGAAAAAGAGGCACAGUUUGAUAAACAUCUUGAUAGAUGUCGCAUGGAAAUAGAAGAUGGUCUUAAUGACACUAUGACUGUUAUUAAUGAUGCCAUUGAUUCCGUUAAGGAUAACUAUUAUGUUCUUCAGAAUGAUGUGGCUAGUAUACAUAGUUAUGUUAAUGUGACCCAUCAUGACAUCACUGAAAAAGUAGAGACUGUAUUGGGUAAAAUACCUCAGUUUGUUCAAAUGAAUUACCCCUUAAAGGCCAUACAAGAUAAAACAGACAUGCUAGAUAACACACUGCGAGCAAUUGGCAUUUUUUCAGAUCAGCUAUUAAAAGAUUCUGAAAAUAAUAGACCUCCAAACCUUGUGAAAGUUUCCCAGCAAUUAAAUGAAGCAGUAUCUAUAAUUGAAGACCACCAACAAGCAAUUAAACGUUUAGAAGAAAAACCCUCCAGCUCUUCUCAGGACCUUAAAACCAUCAAAUUACGUCUCCAGAGCGUUGAAUCCAGACUAAACUUGCUAAUUGCAAAAUCUCAAAAAUCUAAAUUAUCACCAGAAGAAAAAAACGCAUUACCUCCUACAAAAUACCAAGAGCUGAAUAACAAAGUAAAAGAACUUGUAGCUCAAUCUUUAAACCAAACCAAUGAUAUUUUAUCUUUAAAGGCAACUGUCUCAAAAGCUUGGGUUUUAUGUCAAAAUGUGUCCAGUUCACAUGAAAUGAUGCAAGCCAGUGGUCCUCUGCUUUCUAAAGAAGACCAACUAAACAUCACAGUUUUGCAUGAGAGGCUUAAAGAAUUACUCAACCCAACCCAUGAAGCCACCAGCAGAUUAAUAUUAGCCAACAUUACACUCUACGUGGAAACUGCCAUCUCCAGCAUUUUCAAGGAUGUCACAAAACUCCAAAAACAAAUGAGGCAGCUCUCAAAGAAGCAAGAAACAGCUUUAAAACUAACACUGAAUGCUACCACUACUCUACCGAACCGGAGUCAGCGAAAUACCGAAAAUGCAAUAGUUUCAGCAGAGUAUAACAGCUGCAGCAGUUCUCCCUGCCAGAACGGGGGUACCUGUAUUAAUGAAAGAAGUGCUCAUGUAUGUGCAUGCCGCCCUCCCUUUGGUGGUGUCAACUGUUCCAUCAAGUUAGUGAAUGAAAGCAAUCUGUCUACUGAUUUUUCGAAAGGAUCCUACAGGUACGCUCCGAUGGUAACUUUCUUUGUUGCACACACCUUUGAAAUGAAAGAUUCUGGCAUAAUCAAAUUCAACCAUCUCUAUGUAAACUAUGGAGCAUCUUAUUCACCGGGAAGUGGAAAGUUUGUGAUUCCUUACCUGGGGGUGUAUGUCUUCAAAUACACCAUUGAAUCCAGCAGCCCACAGGUCGCUGGGUACCUGGUUGUUGAUGAAGUGGACAAGCUGGCUUUCCAGUCUGAAGCUGCCACGACUGCAGUGUAUUCCAGCAGUCUAAUAACUGGGGAUGCUAUGCUUGAGCUAAAUUAUGGGCAAAAGGUUUGGUUAAGGUUGGAGAAAGGGUCAAUUCCCUCAAAGUACCCUCCAGUUACGACAUUUGGUGGUUAUCUGUUAUACCGUACAUAGUACUCUGCUACACAGACAGUAUACUAGUAACUGUCUUGUCACUUAGUCUGAUUCAUUAAACAGUAUAGUAAAUCUGAUGUGUACUGACUUUUCAGAAUUAGGCGACACAUAAAAACACUGUUAAAUAUAUUGCAUGUUAUUUUGCGUUAGAAUCCAAUGUUUGUUUCUAUUUCCAUCACUAAACUAGGUUGCCCCAGUUGUGACAGCUUGGUUCUGUAGUAGGGAAUUCUAUUCUAUUAAAAAAACUCACUUGGGACUAAUGGUGUGAAAAAUCUUUUCCAAACCGAAACAAAGGAUGUCACCUGUCAGAGAUAAUUUUGUGAUGUAAUAAAUGUGGAGACAUAACAAAUGAAUACACAAUCUACAUAGCAUUUAGGAAAGAUGCAGAUGGCAGGAAUCCAAGUCAAAGUGUACAUUAUUAAUUUAACUUUCUAUUGUAGGGAGGGUUAAAAAAUACUCCAGUGUUUCUCGGUGUAAAAUCUCAAAUAAAAAUGAUUGGUCAGUGAUAUUCAGGUGCUUUCCUGUCUUUAUCUUUUGCAAUUAAUUUUAUUUAUACCCAGUCAGUUCAGCUGACAGUUGGAACUUUCCAACAGCAGAUGUUUAUCUAAUCAGACCAUCCUUUCAUCCAUUGGAACAAAAUGUAUUUUUUACUCCAAAAGAAAAUGCAUUUCACAAAUGUAUGAUUGUCUAGUUAUUUGAAUGCUCUUUAAUCUUGCCUGUAAAUAAAAAGUUUAGAACAGUGGUCCUUAUAAUAUGGCAUGCUGGCCAUAUGCAGGUCCCUGAUAAACUGUGGACUUGAUGUAUGUGAUUACAUGUUCAGUGUUUCAUGUGUCUUUGUAAAGACAGUUGUUCGACCUAACUUAAAGAGCCAACACUAUAGUGUACAGCUACUGGAGAUAAAGUUUACUUUUAUAUUGCAGGCAAUGCUCAGUAGCUGUGGACUAGACAGCAGUGGCUCUUACUAUUUUAAAGACACUUUCAAAUCUAGCCUGUCUUAUAGGUGUCUGUGGCAGGAAAGUAAACCUCAAUCUUCUGAACUCAGGCUAAACACUUUAACAAGGAUAUAAGAACAGUUUUUGUUCUUUUGUUUUGUUUUUUAGACAAUUACAUUUGAAACAUUAUUUUUCUACUAAAAAAACAUUGUUGCAGAAUCUAAAAAAUAAAUUGACCUUUUUUCAAGUAGGUGUUUUAAAUACAACAUUACGUACUUUUAGCAAACUAGUACAGUGUGAUAUAGAAAAAAACUAUUAUAAAUUGUACUCCUAAAUACUCGAAUGCAAGUCAAGUAGAGAGAAAAACUAUUGGGGAACGUAAAGAUAAUAACAUAAUAAAACAUGCAGGUAAAGGAGACUCCAUGGUGAUGAAGCUAAAGCUUUAAGAAUUAAAUAAUACAGGUAUUUAUGAGCCUCUGCCUAGUGAGCCAAUCUUACGAUUAAAAAACGGGAAGGAUGUGAUUUUGGAUCUAAAGUAAUCUGAUCACAUAUAUCGCUAAUGAUAUUAAAAGAAUAGUCUCAAAACACUGGAGGAUAUUGGAAUGCGAUCCUCAACUUCGGCCUGUCGUUACCUCGCCACGUAGAUUUUGUUUUAGAUGUUGCAGGAAUAUUAAGGAUGAGUUAGUCGCUUCUAUGUAUACGUCAAUACAAUCUAAUGACGACUGUCUUACUAAAACAGAACAUGGUAGCUUUCAGUGUGGAAGAUGUGCUCAUUGAUCUAACAUGCACAAUACCAAAUAUUUUAAUCAUUCUCACUCAUAAAGACAUGAUACAAUGUUUUAUCAAUUGUAAUACAACCCAUGGGGUAUAUAUGUGCUUAAAUGCUCUUGUGGCUUAGUUUAUGUAAGACAAACAAAAAUACAUUUAAAAAAUACAUAUAGCAGAACAUAAAGUUACAAUAUGAAAUAACAUGGAUUAUGCAAUAGCGAGACACUGUAAAUCCAAGUGUUAAAUUCAUAGGACUCAAAAAGUUUCAGUUUCUGAGAGAGGUGGUAAUACAAUUAAUCUGCUAAUGAGAAGUCAUUCUGGGUUUAUACUGGAAAUAUAUAAAAUCUAUGGAACCACAUGGACUUAAGGAAACAUUAGCUCUCAAUCCAUAUGUUAAAUGCUUUAAAAAUUAGAUAUGCCAACUUGAGUCUUCAGGUAGCCAGGGUUGAGAAUCAUGUUCCAGUGUCUUCCAAUUUUUAGUAUUGAAUAACUGUUUAAAUUAACUAUGUAACAUGAUGUGUAACGUACAGCAGAAUAUAAUUUCAGUGUUUUAAUAUAUCAGUGCUUGAGUUUAAUUAUUGUAUAAUUACACUAUGUAUGGAUUAACAAUCAAUUAUAAAACCAUUUUCAAUUAAUGAAUGCUAUGGUAGGUGAAAAUUGUCACCUGUAACUAAAUAAUGUCUAUGGCUAUUAUUCAAUUAAUGAUUAACUAUUGGAUUGAUUGGUGUACUUUAUAUAUGAUAAAGCUGGGUUUUUAAAUUGACAAUCGCUGUAACACCUGAUGAAGACACACUCUGUGUUGAAACGCAUUGUGCAUGUUUCUUGUUUUUUUUCAAUAAAUAAUAAAAUGUUUUUAAAACAAAA